Messenger RNA from Mollisia scopiformis, 1690 nucleotides. RefSeq names its product DUF124-domain-containing protein. The record is from RefSeq and is a predicted model, not a curated record. The transcript is spliced from 7 exons. Bases 276 to 1463 code for a protein of 395 amino acids. NCBI's taxonomy places the organism in Eukaryota, Fungi, Ascomycota, Leotiomycetes, Helotiales, Mollisiaceae.
AGCGUACCCCCGCUACUGAGACCUCGUCCGUGAGCUGGCUUGAGAGCUCUUGUUUCUGUUAAUUAUUCUUUUGUUUGCUCUUUUUUCAACAUCAUCGAUUGUCCCUGUGCCAUUGAUACUUCAGUUGACUCAAGUUUGCUUGUGAAAGUUGAGAAGGUCUGCGAAAGCCAAGAGCUGAGAAAAGCACUGGAAAUAUUUCCAACGAAGCUCUUUACAGCUUCGAUUUCGUCCAAUUCAUCAUUUGUAUACCACAUUGAAGUUUCGUAAUCUCCGAAAUGUCGGGCUAUUACCCUCCCCCUCCUGGCGCUGGAAAUGGUAUGCCACAGCAACAGCAGCAACACUUUGCGCCUCCUCCAUCCUCACCUCCUCCCACUCAAACCUCCCACCAAUACUAUCCUCCUCCUCCACAAACAAGCACUCCACCUCAAGGUGGAUCUUAUCCUCCUCCACCACAGCUCACACCUCCCCAACUCCAGCAACAUUAUCAGACUCCUCCACCUCAACAACAGAUCCCGCAACAAGUCCAACAGCACUAUCAACAACCCCCACCCAACUUCUCGCAUAGAACCUCGUACCAGCAGCAACAGCAACCUGUUCUAGGAGGAGCACCUGCACCAUCUCCGUUGCCAUCAUAUGACCAACCACCUCCAUCCGGCGGAUACGCAGGACACCCCGAGAAAGACAACUAUCCGGAAGAGAAACCGGCUUUGGACACGAGUCAGAACAUAAAUCUGGAUCAUGGUGCGCCUGCCGCUGCGCAUUUCAUCGGCGCUAGUACGACGCAGGAUGAUGUGGGGACUUUCAAUGGAGGGAGUUAUAGGAUCAGUCAUCGAGAUACGAACAGUAUUUUGACGUUGCAACUGGCGAUGGGAUGUCCUUUGACUGUAAAGCCUGGUGCGAUGAUUGCCAUGACUCCCACCGUAACUCUAAAGGGUACUGUUAAGUUUUCCAUCAAGAAACUGAUUGCUUCGGGUGAGAUGGCACAUUCGACAUUCACUGGUCCGGGAGAACUACUCCUUGCUCCUGCUUCUCUGGGAGAUAUCACCAAUAUCCGACUAUCGGGCGAUGAUCAGUGGUCUGUUGGUCGAGAUGCUUUCUUAGCUUGUACUCAGGGGAUUGUUAAAGAGUAUAAGAGACAGGGUAUUGGAAAAGCUAUGUUUUCCGGAGAGGGCUUGUUUGUGUAUAAGAUGAGUGGCAAUGGGUUGCUUUGGAUCACCAGUUUGGGUGCGAUUAUUAGGAAAGAUCUUGCCGACGGAGAAAGAUACAUUGUGGACAAUGGCCACUUGGUUGCAUGGAACACGAAAUACAUCCUCGAGCGUGUAGCAUCUGGAGGAAUUAUCUCUGGUCUCUCUUCCGGAGAAGGCCUGGUUUGCAAGUUUACAGGUCCAGGGACUGUCUUUAUGCAGACCAGAAAUCCGCUUGCGUUUGGACAAUGGUUAUCUGCUCAUGCUGGAACUGUCUAGAAUGUGGAACUUUUCUCUUCGAGUAUUUAUUUCGAUUCUAGUGGCAUGGCUUGGGAGUAAAAUUGGUAGCGAAUCUAUCCCACACUUUGGUUAUUGAUGUAAAAUGAUCGAGAAUUGAGGUUGAUGUCCUCAACGUUUGGAGCAUAUGAAACUCCCAAUUUCAAGUUCGGCUCUUGUCUCUUCCCGUUCUUUCACGCCAUAUAUUCUUACAUCUUACGAACUGCCUG